Enterobius vermicularis (human pinworm) is the source of this 138-nucleotide messenger RNA. The record is from the annotation of a GenBank genome assembly. Lineage: Eukaryota; Metazoa; Nematoda; Chromadorea; Rhabditida; Oxyuridae.
AUGUGGAAUCCAGUUCUUGAUCAAUAUUGUUCUAUACAUUCUGGGUAUCCUUCCAGGAGCGAUUCACGCCAUUUGGCUCAUCUUCUUUGCCCAAAGAUAACCUUGAGGUUCAAAAUUUUCAAUUUUGCAAGUUUCUAA